Molecule: messenger RNA, 1001 nt
Organism: Neoarius graeffei (lesser salmon catfish)
Lineage: Eukaryota; Metazoa; Chordata; Actinopteri; Siluriformes; Ariidae
Exons: 1
Coding region: 446-691 (81 amino acids)
Source: RefSeq, a predicted model, not a curated record
UUGUUGCCACAGGCAGCACUUGGCGUUGCUUUUCUGGCUUAUCAAUGUUGUCAGAACUCCACUUUCAAAACAGAGGUUUUAUAAACGGAGACGGUCAAUAAAACAACCGUCUUCCUGAAAUCACUUCUUCAGGAACCAUGCAGUGGAACUUAUUUCGGGAUAAAACCUACAAUUUCGGAGUGACUCUAUCGAGUUUAAUGGAUACGAAGCUGGAUAAACAAGCUAACAUUAGCAUGUAACUACGGAAUAACUUUACACUUCAAAACGCAGUGCGGGUGCACUUAUAUGGAUUAACAGUUAGUUGAUUAUUUACGAAGCAGCGGUUUGAUCAAAACACCUAAAGCAAGUACUGUUUCACCCUGGCUGUGUUUUUAAGUGGUCGAGUCGAGGAUUUCUCGGACAUGUCCUCACCUCGCACCACAUUCCUUCUCCACCACUGGGCAUUAUGGCAGAGAGAUUUCCUCUGGCCGAGAAGGCCAUGUCGGAGGGUUUCGCUCGCCUCCGGUACAAAGACACAUCGCUACUCAUUUGGCAGCAACAGCAGCUAGAGCUUGAGAAAACACCGACCAACUACCUGAACCGCAGCCGCAGCACCUGGUACAGUCAGUACGGCAACCAGGCCGUGGUAGUACGGGACAAAAACACGCUCCAUGAGCCUGCAAGCGGCUCCCGCAUAUGCUCUGUUAUGUAACAGUGUUCUAGGAUUAUAUCUGUUUGUAGGCAGCGUGACAGAUUCUCGUCGCAGUUUCUCAUACUGUCCUAGGAGUAGUUGAACGCAUUUAGAAAUUUAAUAUGAAAGCUAUGUUCCGACUUUCACCUGUCUGCCUGAUAUUUGAGACUCAUAGGUACCAUACAAACAAUUUGAUCGGAUUGAGCAAGUGAAAACCCUCUACACAUACACCUGUGAUACAGUGUACCAGCUUUUCUUCAGUAUUUUGCAUAAUAUUCACCCCAAAUAUGCACAAAACACAGUAAAUUAAAGGAACUGGUGAGUCAGCAGA